AUGGAGAAUGCGUUCUUGCAGACUCCAGCGAAGGCGCUGGAGUACUUCAAAGUCUCCGAACACGAUGGUCUCAGUGCCAAUGCCGUGCUCGAGUCCCGGAAGAAGUACGGUCCUAAUGCACUCGCCGAGGAACCGCCUACUCCGAUGUGGGAGCUGAUUUUGGAGCAAUUCAAGGACCAGCUCGUUCUGAUACUGCUUGGCUCGGCAGCUGUGUCGUUUGUUUUGGCUCUCUUUGAAGAGGGUGAUGACUGGACUGCCUUCGUGGAUCCUGUCGUUAUCCUGACCAUUCUGGUCCUCAACGCGGUUGUUGGCGUGACCCAGGAGAGCAGCGCCGAGAAAGCCAUUGCAGCUCUCCAGGAAUACUCCGCCAACGAGGCCAAGGUUAUACGUGACGGCACAAUUCAGAAGGUCAAGGCUGAGGAUUUGGUACCUGGUGAUGUGAUCAUCGUCGCUGUUGGCGACCGAAUUCCUGCCGAUUGUCGCUUGAUCUCCAUUGACAGCAACAGCUUCCGCGUGGACCAAGCUAUCCUUACCGGGGAGAGUGAAAGUGUUGGAAAGGACACCAAGGUUGUGCAGGAUGUCCAGGCUGUUAAGCAGGACCAGAUCAAUAUGCUUUUCUCUGGCACCACUGUCGUCACUGGCCAUGCUACCGCACUGGUCGUGUUGACCGGAGCAUCGACCGCCAUCGGCGAUAUUCACGAUAGCAUAACCAGCCAAAUUUCCGAGCCCACUCCCUUGAAGCAGAAGCUGAAUGACUUCGGCGACAUGCUUGCUAAGGUCAUCACCGUCAUUUGCGUCCUCGUCUGGCUGAUCAAUAUUGAGCACUUCAAUGACCCCUCUUUUGGUGGCAGCUGGACCAAGGGUGCUAUUUACUACCUGAAGAUUGCCGUCUCGCUCGGUGUUGCUGCCAUUCCUGAGGGUCUGGCCGUUGUUAUCACUACUUGCCUGGCUCUGGGAACCCGCAAGAUGGCCCAAAAGAAUGCUGUUGUUCGCUCCUUGCCCUCUGUGGAAACUUUGGGUAGCUGCAGUGUUAUCUGCUCUGACAAGACUGGAACCCUGACCACCAACCAGAUGAGUGUGGCAAAAAUCGUCUACGUUAACAGCUUGGGUACCGGUCUGGAGGAAAUCGAAGUCGAGGGCACUACCUUUGCGCCGGAGGGUAAGUUGACCCGCAACGGUAAGGUCAUCGAGCAUGCCGCUGCAACUUCGUCCACUGUCGCCCGCAUUGCAGAGGUCUCGGCCCUUUGCAAUGCGGCCACUUUGGCUUGUGAUGCGAAGACUGGCACAUUCUCCAACAUUGGUGAGCCUACUGAGGCUGCUUUGCGCUGCUUGGUCGAGAAGAUCGGUACCCCUGAUGUGGCUAUCAACCAGAAGAUUUUCAGCCAGCCGGCUUCCGAACGUCUCCAUAAUUCCUCCUCUUUUUACGAGGCACGCUCUGCUCUCCAAGCUACCUAUGAAUUUUCGCGGGACCGCAAGAGCAUGUCUGUCCUCGUUGGUGAAAGCCACAACCAAAGGCUCCUCGUCAAGGGUGCACCAGAGUCAAUUCUGGAGCGCUGCUCUCACAUUCUGCAAGGCUCUGAAGGCUCUCGUGUCUCCAUGACCGCAAGUCACGCCAAAUUGAUUACGGAAGAGAUUGUUGAAUACGGCAACCGUGGUCUCCGUGUCAUGGCCCUCGCUAGCGUGGACAAUGUCUCCGGCAAUGAGCUGCUCAAGAGGGCGACCACUACUGAAGAUUACACCAAGCUUGAGCAGAACAUGACUCUGAUCGGUCUGGUUGGUAUGCUGGACCCCCCUCGUCCUGAAGUCGCUGCUUCUAUCCAGAAGUGUCACAAUGCUGGCAUCCGUGUCAUUGUCAUUACUGGUGAUAACCGCAACACUGCCGAAGCUAUUUGUCGCCAAAUUGGUGUAUUUGGACCCAACGAAGACCUGACGGGUAAGAGCUUCACUGGUCGUGAGUUUGACAGCCUGAGCGAGUCCGAAAAGAUAAAGGCCGUCCAGACUGCAUCCCUCUUCUCGCGCACGGAGCCUACCCACAAGUCUCAACUCGUUGAUCUCCUCCAAUCUAUGAACCACGUUGUUGCCAUGACUGGCGACGGUGUGAACGACGCUCCUGCUCUGAAGAAGUCCGACAUUGGUGUCGCCAUGGGUACCGGUACCGAUGUUGCCAGGCUGGCUGCUGACAUGGUUUUGGCCGAUGACAACUUUGCUACCAUCGCCGUCGCCGUGGAGGAAGGUCGCUCGAUCUACAGCAACACCCAACAGUUCAUUCGCUACUUGAUCUCGUCAAACAUCGGUGAGGUUGUAUCGAUUUUCCUCACUGCCGCUCUUGGUAUGCCGGAAGCUUUGGUUCCCGUGCAACUUCUGUGGGUCAACCUGGUUACCGACGGUCUUCCUGCCACUGCUCUUUCAUUCAACCCUGCCGACCACGAUGUCAUGAAGCGUCCUCCCCGUCGCCGUGACGAACCUCUUGUCGGUGGCUGGCUACUGUUCCGUUACAUGGUCGUUGGUACUUAUGUUGGUGCUGCCACUGUCUUCGGAUACGUGUGGUGGUUCAUGUAUAACCCCGAGGGACCUCAGAUCUCCUACUAUCAUCUAUCUCACUUCCAUCAGUGCUCUGCGCUUUUCCCAGAGAUUGGCUGCGAAAUGUUCAGCAAUGACAUGGCUAAGUCCGCCUCGACGGUCUCUCUGUCUAUCUUGGUUGUCAUUGAGAUGUUCAACGCUAUGAACGCUCUGUCCUCCAGCGAAUCGCUGUUCACCUUCUUCCUCCACAACAAUCCGAUGCUGGUCUACGCCAUCACCUUGUCGAUGGUCCUCCACUUUGCUAUCCUGUAUAUCCCUUUCCUGCAGACGCUGUUUGCGAUUCUGCCCUUGGACUGGACGGAAUGGAAGGCGGUUCUUUUGAUCAGCGCUCCUGUCAUUAUCAUCGAUGAGGGCCUCAAAUUCAUUGAGCGUCAAUUGUACAACCAAAAGGUCACCGUGGCUCCGCUUGCCCAGAAUGGCAGUGUUGGCAAGCCCAAGACGGCCUGA
This is a messenger RNA of Penicillium diatomitis, 3027 nucleotides long. RefSeq names its product calcium-transporting ATPase. Lineage: Eukaryota; Fungi; Ascomycota; Eurotiomycetes; Eurotiales; Aspergillaceae. Gene Ontology annotation, cellular component: membrane. Gene Ontology annotation, biological process: calcium ion transmembrane transport; intracellular calcium ion homeostasis. The transcript has 5 exons. Bases 1 to 3027 code for a protein of 1008 amino acids. Gene Ontology annotation, molecular function: ATP hydrolysis activity; P-type calcium transporter activity; ATP binding. The record is from RefSeq and is a predicted model, not a curated record.